UAGUUUCCAAGAAAGAUUUUGAGACGUUCUUAAAACAUAUUUUUUUCAUUGAAAUAUUAAUACCCUGGUGCGUAACUUAGUUCGGGGUUAAAGUUGUUUAUAUUACCUAUCUUAUUUUUAACAUUAAUGUCUUGAUCUAUGUUCUUAACCGCAUAUAAUAUGUAACUAAUCUAUAUUGUUAUACAUAUAGUACAACGAAGUCACUAAGUGGUUAGUUGUCGGAUCUUUUGUUGUCGAAAUAAAAGGUUUUGUUUUUGUAAAAGUAAACCAGUGGUUAAUUAAUGUCGGAUACUUUAUAUAUGUGUAAAAUGUUAUCCUUGGGACAUAAAUAUAAAAGAUAGUGGUGAAUAAAGACUGUGAAGUACUUUUUUUUCUAUAUUGACUGGAAUGUGAUACGUGCGUAGCUAUUUUAUUUUUUCCUUGGUGUAUUCAAUAAAAUAAAAAAGAUGGCCGUCAAAAAACAUGAGUUAGUUGCUGACAACCGAAAUCAACCAGAUUUGGCUGCACUAGCGCAGUACUUUCAAAUGAUGAAUGAACAACCUAAUUACUUGCCUCCACCACAAGAACUUGUAAAACAUUGUCAAGAUAUUGUAAAAUGCCUCUCGCGCACCGCGGGCUCCGUGGAACAACUGUGGCAAAUGCUUCAGCCAGUAGAACAGUUCUUACUUCGCGUUGUAACGACGGUGCACGGUGAUGUUCGUCACGAGAUUUUCACAGCUAUCCUCGACAAGUUCUACUCGUACAUUUCUGAUCCACAAUCAGACGCUUGCCCAGCUACUGCAGCUGUUCUUAUAGUUAUCGAUGAAUCUGAUGAAGAAUCAGCUUUGUCCGCUGCUCGUUGGUUGGUUCAGCAACGUGAAAACGGACCAGCCGGAGCUGGUCUCCGGGCCGCAUUAUCGUGCCUCUUCCGCUGGCUGUAUGAAUGGCACGGUACACCCGCUCUUGGAAACUGGUUGAUUGCAUACAUCAAGGCUUUAGAGGAGAAUGAGCGAUUCGACGUUCUUAUAGAGACGAGCGUAGAUAAUGUCGCUAAACUGUUUUCAUCAAUGGCGAACCCUGCGCCACUACAGCAGAAGGCGGCAGACGCUAUUUUUCACGUCCUCGCUUCAUUACGCGAAUCAACAGAGGCUUUUGAUAGGAUUUCAUCCCAUGUUGGUGACGUCCUUGUUAACCUCGCCGCGGACAGUGGUCAAUGGAGUCGACAGCUCCUUCAAAAUUUGGUCGACAUUCUAACUGCUAUGGUCGACGGUAUUAUGGAAUCUCUCAAGGGUGACGCACAAGAUCUGUUUCGCGACAAGUACGCCGACGUGAUUCUUUGCUUGGAACGGCAUAUGGCGUCUCGCGCGAGCAGCUUUUUGCAACUAUCGCCUUGGCGCACUCGUAACGUGUGUCUCCCGGCUGUAAAUCCCCAUAUACCGAUGAGGAAGGUGGGCCUUCUCAACCUUGGCAACACAUGCUACAUGAACAGCGUGAUGCAAGCUCUACUUGUCGCUAGGCAGUUUAGUACUCACGUUGUGCUAAAGAUGACAGCGGUGCCGUACUGGGCGAAGAUGAGCGUUCUCUUUGCUGAGAUGAUGCACUCCAUCUCGACUAAGCUGAAUCCGUCUGAUUUCUUCAGUGUCGUAAAACCUCCCUUCUUCACCAGGGACAAUCAACACGACAGCUCGGAAUUCUUGGGAUAUUUGUUCGAGUUGCUGCAGUCCUACGAGCAUUGCUCCGACCGAAAUUACGAUUACACCCGGCCGCCCGUGCUCAACGGUGCCAGCCGCCUGCGCAUGAUUCAUCCGCAUGUUCAGCAACACUCCCAAAAUUCUGGCGAUGAUCUUGCUGAAUCAAGCCAUAGUCGUCGGUCUCUUUCGCCGAGGCCCGGUAGUAGCGCUGCUGGAUCUAGUUCAAGUGGCUACAAGCGCAGCUCUGGCGACCUAGAGGUGUUGGUUCCACCAAAGAAACGUUUUCGUAUGAGCGAUGCUACGUUUCUACGCCGUGACUCCUUCAUUGAUAACAUGUUUGGAGGCGUCCUGCUGACACGUGUCGAAUGUACCGUGUGCCACGCAUCAUCUCUGUCACGUGACGUGUUUAGAGACCUCCAAUUAGCUUUUCCCGAAAAACCAGAAGGCUGGCAACACAGUGUCCAGAGUCUAUUGGAGUAUUAUUGCUCUAAGGAAAGCCUCUCCGGUGAUAACAAAUAUGAAUGUCGCGAUUGUGGUGGUCAUCAGGAUGCAGAGAGGAGCGUGCUUAUUGAGACCACGCCAAAAUAUCUCAUUCUGGUUCUCAAGAACUUCAAAUUCGAUUCAAAGCUGCAAGUGCAGACGAAACUGAUGCACACCAUGUAUCACAACCAAUCGGUAACCUUGCCGACGGUCCGUUCACAGGCGGUACAUUCCGUAUACAACCUAUUCGCCGCCGUGAUCCACGCUGGAACCACUCUGGAUUCUGGUCAUUACUUCACUCUCGCUAAAGAUAACGAUCAAUGGCACAAGUACAAUGAUGACGAGGUUACAUUUGCUGAUGAGGGCCAAUUGAACGGUCUUAAUCGUUCUAGUACGCCCUACAUACUUUUCUAUAGGCGCACUGAUAUCGAGGAAGGCACGGCUCCUUCUCUAGAAGAGAUGCCGCCUAAACUUCAGGAAUUGGUCAUGGCUAAUAAUAAGCAUUAUGUUGAUAGUGUGCGCAAAAUACGUCUUACGCGUCCAUGACGGUUAAGAUCCGAUAAAUUCAUCGACUUUUCGGUGCUGGAUUACGUAGAAUCUGAAUAAAGACCAAGGUCUUUUAGAGUUAUUAGAUAUAUUAUUUUGCAUUAUAUUUGAAAGCUAUGCCGUAUUGUUUAUUUAUAAUAUAUUUACUGUUAUUUUUUGUUAUUUAUAUGAAGUAGUCUAGUAUUUAACGAAAACAUCAUUUACAAAGCUGGUACUAUAACUGUCACAAAGUAUUACGAAUCAUUCAAGAUAAUUAAUUCGUUUAUGAUAUAGCUACGACAAAGCAUUUUUUAAAUGAUGCUUCGAAUGAUGUUAUACAAUGAGAAUUUUAUAUAUUAAUUGAUUUAAUUAAUCUACAAAUUAACUUUCUUUCGUACAAGCGAACGUUAUACGAUAUUUAUGAAUAUUCACGUUUGUAACUUAACUGUAAUAGCUAUUGUUAACUCAUUUCCGUAUGCACUAUUACUUAUUAUAUAAUAUAUUAACAAUUUUGAAUAUCUACUCGUUGAAAAGUAUUAAUUGUCACUUUCUUUGAAAUUUAAUAAUGUAAAUGUGUGACGUUUGUAGGUUUUGAUUCCCGGGCAAGUGUGAUUUUGUAAUUCAUAAGUAUGAAAUAAGUUUUAUCAGCAUCAUGUAUGACAGCAACAAUUAUUGCCUUUAUAUAAGUUGAUUUUUUUUUGCAAUUAGUUAAUUAUUAGUUAUAAAUUAAUAUUUUAUUCUCCUCAUUCAUAUAUAUAAUUUAUUAUGGAAUGAUAUAUAAUUCCAAAAAUGAACUAAAAAGAACGACCGUAAUUUGCAUUCUCGAAAUAAUAAGUAUACAAAAUAUGUUAUAUAUGGAUUUUAACUGUAAAAUGUUUUUUAUACACAAUUUUUGUCUUGUAUUUUAAUAUGUAUCCAUUGAUGAGUUGAAAGAUGUAAAUAUGUAAAUAUAUAUUAUACCACACACAACCUGAUAACAGACAAGGGCUGUAUAUUUAUAUAUGAUUAUAUAUAUCGUAUAUCAUAAUUAUUACAAAAUAUGAUUUUGGAUUUUAUUUUUAAUUUAAAGCUUUAAUUUAAAAAAAUAUAUAAUAUUUGAUUUUAAGGAUGUUUGUAUGUGUGUAGUAGCAUAUAUUUAUUAAAAAAAAAAAACUUAAAAUUUGAUGAGAAUCUUAAUCUAGCAGAUAACUCUAUAUGUCUGACUCUUAUGUAUUAAUCAUUCUAAAUUUUAUUGAUUGAAUAAUCUAAAUAAUAUAUAAUCAUUAAUUCUGUGGCAAGUUUUUGUGUUGAUAAAGUAUAAGGUAAUGUAACCUUUGUAGAAUAGAAGUUAAUGAAAUAUUAGAGAAUGAAAAUUUAAAAUUAACUUUUAUUUUUUAAUCCUUGUCAUUAAUAAAAUGCGUGAUCAAUAUAUCACUCUCUCUGUCAUACUCGUUUCAAAUUCAAUCUAUUGUCGUAUAUGACAAAGUUACAAAUUUACGCCAUGUACGCAGAUUUAAAAAUUUUCAAAAAUAUAUUUUCUUCAAUAUUGGAAUUGAAAAAUUUGAAUAUCAGAUUUUUAUCUUUUUCUUCAUAUUAUAAAAUAUUAAAGUAGGUAUUAAUAAUGAUAGUAUAAGUAAUUAUAUGUUAUCACUGCUUAUAGAAAGUUAAGUACGUAUUUAAUGUAUAUAACACGUAACAUCAAGUUUAAAAAAAA
This is a messenger RNA of Nymphalis io (European peacock), 4368 nucleotides long. RefSeq names its product ubiquitin carboxyl-terminal hydrolase 35 (gene DUBAI). The record is from RefSeq and is a predicted model, not a curated record. Lineage: Eukaryota; Metazoa; Arthropoda; Insecta; Lepidoptera; Nymphalidae. Gene Ontology annotation, molecular function: cysteine-type endopeptidase activity; cysteine-type deubiquitinase activity. Bases 447 to 2696 code for a protein of 749 amino acids. Gene Ontology annotation, cellular component: cytosol; nucleus. Gene Ontology annotation, biological process: protein deubiquitination. The transcript has 12 exons.